AUGGGGAAACAGCAGUAUGGAUUCAUGAGAGGAAGAGGGACGGUGAAUGCCAUCUUCAUAAAAUUUUGUUACGAAGUUAGACGCAUUGUUGAGGCAGAGGAAGAAGUCAACUACACCAAGAGAAUGGGUAGCCAGUGGGUGAAUGACCUGAAGGCACUGAAGACCAACUGGGUGAAGGAAUACCUGACGGAGGCUCCCUGGCUCAUUCUCAUCUUCAAGCAGACCUACGGCAUCUUGCCCGACGGAAGGAAGAGGAACCACUACUACCACGAGAUCUCGACAGUGGCCGGCGGCAUCAUGCUCUCUGCAAUUCACUAUGCCGGAUUGGUGACCCUGACCUCGACGCCUCUGAACUGUGGGCCCCAACUGAACCUGCUGGGACGCCCGUCCAACGAGAAGCUGCUGCUGCUCCUUCCAGUGGGUUACCCUUCCUUAGACGCCACAGUUCCCGACUUGCAAAGGAAGGACUUGGAAGACAUCAUGGUCGUCUUUUAAGGAAGACGUCGAAGAAACCGUAGAAGUCG
Messenger RNA from Macrobrachium nipponense, 524 nucleotides. RefSeq names its product iodotyrosine deiodinase-like. Gene Ontology annotation, molecular function: oxidoreductase activity. NCBI's taxonomy places the organism in Eukaryota, Metazoa, Arthropoda, Malacostraca, Decapoda, Palaemonidae. Gene Ontology annotation, cellular component: plasma membrane. The record is from RefSeq and is a predicted model, not a curated record.